Molecule: messenger RNA, 2569 nt
Organism: Hypomesus transpacificus
Lineage: Eukaryota; Metazoa; Chordata; Actinopteri; Osmeriformes; Osmeridae
Product: testis-expressed protein 49-like
Exons: 4
Coding region: 96-560 (154 amino acids)
Source: RefSeq, a predicted model, not a curated record
GGCUAGCUCUAACUAGCUACAGUAGUGCUAGAGGGCUUGCUUGCUUUCUCAAGUGUAUCCCUGGCCUUGACAGCUUUCGGCAGUUUCAGAAAAUAAUGGCUUUCUUUGGAAUAACAAAUUUGGGGUAUCAAAAUCCCAUUAGGCAUAAGAUGUUAGUGAAUCCUAGAACGACUGCUUCCCAUGAUGAUGAGGUUGAUUCAAGGGUCUGGGCAAAACAAGUAGGACCGCCCCCAACUCAAAUCCAGAGGGAAUCCUAUAAAUGCACUGAUAUAUGCACCAUCUACAAUCAGCCUUCUCCCUAUAGCCAAGACAUUCAUCGUGGAAGCCAGGAGCGAUACAGAGAGAUGCUUAGGCGCAUACAGACACCAAGAUCCCCAAACCAGUUGUACUCAGUGCCAGUGACAGACAACCAGCAAUAUGGGUGGUGGAACUCUAACGAUGGCCAAGGAAGGAUGCAGGAAUCCUGGGCACAUGUUAAACGAUUCCCUCGAAAGAACAGCGAGAUGACCAAGUUUGUGAAAGAGAUGUCAAUGACGGACCGGGAGUUCAGCUUAUACUAACACACAUAUGCACACAAACACACACUCAUACACAUAAGCAGAUGCAAUCAUUUGUUUCUGAUAAUUAAACUAAAAAGUUAUAAGAAAUACUCAGGUUUUAUUAUUAUGUUUUACCAUAUCAAAAAAAAUAUUCAGUAUAUUGUACUUACUGUAUAUGUAACUCAAUUAUUUUCCAACUAUGCUGUUGGCUGCCUGUAGAGAUAUGAAAUGGUAAUACUAACUUUGUGACCCAUCAACCCGAUGAUAGUUCCAAUACUUUCUUGGCAGUAAGACUGAAAGGCCUGUAGAGCUUAAACAGGUGUGUGGUGUUGUGUGUGUUUAAGUUCACUCUAUAAAGACUGAUCUCCAUCUUAUUUCAGACACUGCACCAAUAGGCUGCAAAUACUAGAAGAGUUACUGUUGUAAGUGGUCUAUAUGAAUGUUAAGAGAAUAAAAACGAAACUUUGCUUAAUGCAAUUUGUGUGAUAAGAUGAAAUGUAACUUAUAAUACACUUGAAUGAGACCAAGAUAUCCCUGUGUAAAUGUAAUAAUAUAUGACAAAACAGCUCCAGGCAGGUAGGCUGUCACCUGUUACAGGGUUAUUGAGUGAGCCAUUCAGCACACACACCAAUCUCACUGAAAGGUUUAAAAGAUUUAGAGGAUUCAGCUGUAACCAGACGUCUGGACCUGCACCGCAACAGUAUCAGCUUUACAGUGUACAUGAAAAACAAACAAAAAGGACACCGUGACAAUGAUUCAGCAUGAUACCGGCUACCUACAUGGCAACAGAUUGCUAUUGACUAGUAUUGCUGUGUUAAUAAUCCAUAAUACAUGUUAUUAAUCAGAUAUUAAUACUAAACCAACUAAUAUUACCACAAAAAUACAAUCAAACAGCCAUUGAUCUUUUAUUUUUCAAGGGGAAAUGUCAUGUUUCUCUUUGUCAUAGUCCUCAACUUUUCAUAUACUUCAACAGUCCCCUUUUAAAAUCUUUCAACAGGUAAAAUACAAACAAAUAAAAAUAAUAGGAUAGGAUUCAUCUGGCCUGAGCAGAACACUUUCUGUAGUUCUAGAACAACUCUCCUCUGUUCCCAGAAACACCCCUAGAGUCAGCCAUCUACCCAACUCCAAAGACAGAACAGGAAAUAGAAUCAAUACAAUGCACAUUGUCAUGAAAAAACAUGUUCAUUCUAAGAUUUUGUUUAACUAUGUGAAUUGCUCUUCAUUGGUCAUAUCUCUGACCAUCACCCAUGACUGUUCCCUGGCGUUCCCAAUAGCACAAGGCUGCAUGAGCUGGCUUUGGUACAAACAUGAUCAACUGUAAGUUGCCACUGUCAACCAGGGUACUGGAUGACAAGUUGCUUCUGACUGGGGAUGUUGACAGGUGGUGGGAGAAGGUUUGAACUGAUUUCACAAACCACCUUCUCUCCUUCAUGUCUUUCUUACUGUCUGGCUGAUCAGAGGAUCAGGCAUUGCUCCUUUUCCUGCUGUGUGAUUUGUUCUAUUAAGGCAAUCAAAUCAUAAAGCAGGGAUUUUUUUUCCAGUCCCCUUUAAGCACUGAAUGGAAUACAGAACAAUCAGGCAUUUCAUGAUUGUAUUCUUUCCAGUCCAGUUCUCAUAGUAGGAGACUACCGUAGAGGUAUCAAUGCUCGGUAUCUCAGGAUAGGUGUGAACCCUGAAAAGGAAGGCAUCAACACCUACCUGACUGAGAUGUGUAAUACUGCAGCUGUGUGUUCUGGGUAAACGGUACUGUGGGUAAUCUGUAUACUGCAUGUGUUAACUGGUCACUUAAUGGCAAGGAGACAGAAGAGGGCUUGGCUGCAGUUGAUCAGUUGGUACCAAUGAGCUUGAGCUUAGGUCUGGCAUUUUACAUGAAAGCGUGCUGGUCUUUGUUCCUUAUCAUUGGAAUGGAAUCAUUAUAAUCAGCAUAUUAAUUAACCAGAAUCAGAAUAAUAAUAACAACUAUAAGAAUAUACAAAUGAUGGAUACAGAGGUCAUACAAAAUACCCAACGUUAAAACAAACAAACAUAAA